UCAAUACAACCGGCACCAUUCAAUAUUGCACUGGAAGAAAGUCAGGUCUGUGGCACAUGGUUUGCUGGAGGAAUUGCGCUCUUCCGAAGACGUUUGACGUUCGCUUCGCGUGAGCAGCAACUCGCAGCAUCGGUAACGGUGGACACAGUCAGUAGUUUGGGCUUUUGCGGACUGCCUGUUCUGCAGACUUGGCAAACCUCUUACUGCUCGUACCACAGCGCACAAAUGCCGAAUCAAGGUUUACCGCAGGCGGGAAACGGUGAUGCGCCGGAUCCCCGAAAUGGGCAGGCAGGAGGAUUUGGAGGAGGUAAUCGUUUCGAGCGAGGAAAUCGAGGAGGCGCAAGAGGUGGACGCAAUGCAAACGGGAAUUUUCGCGGGUAA
Molecule: messenger RNA, 381 nt
Organism: Gongylonema pulchrum
Lineage: Eukaryota; Metazoa; Nematoda; Chromadorea; Rhabditida; Gongylonematidae
Source: the annotation of a GenBank genome assembly